Molecule: messenger RNA, 2597 nt
Organism: Psylliodes chrysocephalus
Lineage: Eukaryota; Metazoa; Arthropoda; Insecta; Coleoptera; Chrysomelidae
Source: the annotation of a GenBank genome assembly
UUAAUAAAAAAUGAAAGAAGAAAAAUAUAUCUCCAUUUGCUUCAUUAAAAUAUUCAUGGCCGUCAUAAUUAUUUUAUUUUCCAAAAAGCUUGCAUUCGCUCUAAUUACAAAGUGAUAAUAUUAGUGUAAAAUGCAUGAAAACAUUUGCCUGCAAUGUAAUAAAAUACCUUCUGCACCGACCCAUCGAUUGGUUCGAGAUUCUUGUGGCCACGAAAAAUGUAGAGUUUGCCUCCUAGAGGAUGAAAACGAUUGUAAACAAUGUGUAAAUAGUAUAAAUAAACAAAAACCGUCGAUAGAAAAUACUUUUAUGUUAAACAAUAAUGUAAUAUGUGAUAGAAAUGGAGAAAUUGAUAGUGCAGUGGUGGUAAAUAAUCAUACCGGAGUCAUACAAAUAAACGGGAAUGUACCUAGUACUUCAAACCUAAAUGGUGAAGUUAAACUUACACCUAAACCUCGUACUAUUGAGAAAAAUAUCGAAAAGACACCCGGGACUAAUUUUAAUGAAAGUGUUCUAAAUUCCCUAAAAGUAGAGAACAAAAAUAUUUUAGUGACAAAGAUAAAAAAGCCUGAUAAACAAAGAUCUGUCAAGAGAUCUUAUAGUUCCAUUAUAAUUCCAAAACAUGUAACUGUAAGGGAAGAUCCUUUAACUUAUCAUUGUACUAUUUGUGACAAAACUUUUACUACAAAAACACAUGUUAAAUAUCAUAUAUACUGUGCUGGUGCUUCAAAACCUUAUAAAUGUGAGGUAUGUGGAAAAGAAUUUAUUCUAAGAGCGCAACUUGAUGUCCAUUCCUAUAAACACAAAUCCUCUAAACCUUACGUUUGUCAUAUUUGCAAAAAAUCAUUUAGCGAUAGAAGCAAACUCACUAGACAUUCUGCAGUACACACAACUGUCAAGACUCACAUCUGUUCAAUUUGUGGUAAUGCUUAUAGAAGCAAGGAGAGUUUGAAAAUACACACUAUCAUACAUAAAAGCGAAAAGCCAUACGCAUGUAAAAUUUGUAAUGCCAAGUUCAGUAAUCAGAGUAACUUGAAUAAACAUGGAAUUGUUCAUAAAAAAGAAAAAACCCAUAUGUGUGAUCUAUGUGGUAAAAGAUAUAAACAAAAGUGGGCAUUGACUGUUCAUAAAAGUUCUCAUCUUAGAGGAAAAACUUUUGAAUGCAUUACUUGCUUUAAAAGUUUUAAUUACAGUAAAGAUCUACGUCGACACAGUCUCAUACAUGUUGAGACCAAACAAUACACAUGCAGUAUUUGCUCAACAACGUUCCGUCGACAAGAUAAUCUCAGACGGCACAUAAAAAAUACUCAUCCUGGUAAAAAGGGAGAAGUUAUAAAGAAUAUUAUACCUACCGCAUCAAACAUACCACCAGCUUCAAUCAAUUCUACCGCAACUAUUAAAAUUUUGCCGGAACAUAAAAGUACCGCUCAAAAAGAUAUUAAACCCAUAGACAAUCCAAAUGCCAUAAAUGUGAUAACAAGCGCCACGCCGGCUUUUACUUUACCUCCGAGUAGGGCCGACGUAGAGCCAGUAUCUCUUCCCUCUGCUGUUAAAUUUGAUUCCAGGGCUGCCGGCAGUGGCAGCGGCGAAAGCAGAGCCGGCAACAUCGCGCCGACGAGCGUCAUCAACCCCCCGAUCAAGCUCGCAUUUAAAACGCCAGCUUUUAAAAGCAACUACAAUAUUAACCGAGAUUUCGGCAAUAUGCAAUCCGUCGUUCAGCUUCCAAAUACCUACAACAUGGCGGAAUCAGUAGAGAUCUGUCAAAAAAUCAUGUCAACUGACACAUCUCUACCAUCUUUAAACAUCAUUCGCAAAGCCGCACCGCCUACAUCAACAGAAAUCUGUAAAAAAAUACUUGAUCCAAAUUCAACGCGUCCCCUGCAUUAUGAAACUUCAUUCCAAAACAAAAAACACGCUAUGAUCAAGAAUAUUAAGUUUAAAGUCCCUGUUCAGUAUACCAAUCAAUUUAAUAAUAAAGAAAGUAGCAAGUUAGAUGAGAGAAAUGAUGAUGAUGAUUCUAAUCUUAUGUUUAUGGAGCCUAGACCAGCCAGCGUUAUUGUUAAUAGCAAUGAUAUAGAUUUGGGCGAGUCGGGAAAUUUACAUUGGAGAAGAAGAACUUCGCAAAAUCUUACGUUGAGAAAUUGAAUUGAAUCGAAGACUGCCCAUUGGAAGACUGGAUUUUUAAUUUUUUUUCUAUGUAUGUUUCUUAGUAGUAAGGCAAAUUAAUUACUUUAGUGUUUUUUUAUAUUAAAGUUGGGUUUAAAAAUAUUUUUGUGUGAUUUUUCUUAUUAAAACACCUCUUAUAAAAGAAGUUGUAGAAAUAAACAAAAUUUGCUGGUAAAUGUGAGCCAUGCAUUUGCAGACUGUACCUGUGAUACUAUUUAGUUUCAACUAGAUAACACAAAAAUCCAUUUUUGACUAAAAAUAAAAUCUGAACAGACAUGUGGUCCAAUUACAGGAUAAAAUUUAAUUUAGCUACAAGUGCUUUAUAAUAAUAAAAAAUGUAAUACCUACUUAAAACGUUCAUAAAUUUUAAUAAGAAAAUUCAUAACAUUUUGUUUGAAUAUAUGUAGAUUUGUGGAGUAUAACUCAACCUGAU